CUAGCCCUGGCAGAGAGGGUGAUCUAGGUUGCCUGAAACAGGGGUCCUUCUGCUCCAGCCAGCACCGUAUGUUUGUGGGUGGCACAAAGAUGAUUAAUACAUUACACAGUGUACUUAGGACAGGUAAAACAUCAGGCAUUAAGUCUAUCCUGACUUUACAUAUUUGUGGUGGCUGCCUACAACUGAAGAGCUUAUCUUAGGUUUAAACAUUAAUUCCAGCCCUCUGGAAAGUCUGUCCCAACACUGUCCUGUUCCAGAUGCAGCUGCCAAUGUCAGGCAUUGGGGAAAUUUUGAAAGCAGUUGGUGAUUUUGGGCCGUUUCAGAAAUGGCUGGUGCUGCUCACCUUGUUUCCAUGCCUCAGUGUGGCUUUCCACCAGUUUUGCCAACUUUUUAUGAUUCCACACGUGCCACAUCACUGUGACACCAGCUGGAUCCGUGCCAUCGGCCCCAACCUGACCGAGGAAGAGCAGCUGAACCUCACUGUGCCCAGGGACGCAGGUGGGGCGUACGAGCAGUGCUCCAUGUACUCACCGGUGGACCGGGACCUCGGCUCCAUCGUGGCGUACGGCCUGAACGCCACGGAGAAGUGCAGCAGUGGCUGGGUGUACCCCUCAGCCCCACCGCCAUCCCUGCUGACCGAGUUUGACCUGGUGUGUGACAGGAAGGACCUGAAUGACAUCUCCCAGUCCAUCUACAUGAUGGGGCUUCUCUUUGGAUCCAUGAUCUUUGGGCCACUAAGUGACAGGAUCGGCCGCCAGCCAGUCAUUCUGAUUUCCGUCUUCCUUCAGGGCUUGUUUGGUGUAGGGAUUGCCUUUGUGCCCCAUUUCUAUGUGUACAUGGCCUUUAGAUGUGUUGUGGGAGCUACGGUGACAGGGAUCGCCAUGACGAUACCAGCCUUGGCUACAGAAUGGGUUGGUGUCUCCUCUCGGCCAAAGGCAGUGCUUAUUUCUCACUGCGCUUUCGCCAUCGGACAGAUGCUUUUGGCUGGCUUGAGUUACGGUAUUCGCAACUGGAGGCUGCUGGAGAUUGCAGGAUCUGCUCCUAUAUUUGUCUAUUUCUUCUUCAUCCGGGUGCUACCAGAAUCGGCUCGGUGGCUGGUGACAAAAGGCAGGAUAGAAGAAGCUAAGAAGCUCCUUCAGAAGGCAGCAUCCAUCAACAAGCGCACCGUCCCACCAGGACUCCUGGAACAGCUGAAGCCUGAGACACAGACCAAGUCUGGAAGUAUUCUGGAUCUCUUUCGGAAGAAGCAUCUUCGGAAGGUGACAUUAAUCAUGUCAUGCACCUGGUUUGUGAACAGCCUUGUGUACUAUGGGCUGAGUCUGAACGUGACAAAUUUUGGUCUGGACAUCUACCUGACCCAGCUUGCAUUUGGAGCAGUGGAAAUCCCAGCCCGUGUGAGUUGUAUCUUCACACUGCAGUGGUUUGGGAGGAAGAAAACCCAAACUGUUCUCCUGCUGCUGUCUGGCCUGGUGUGUCUGAUCAUCACUGGCAUCCCUGAAGACCAGCCCAUGGCAUCAACUGUCCUGGCCAUCAUUGGCAAGUUUACUGCCUCGGCCUCCUUCUCUACCUCCUAUGUCUACUCCGCAGAGCUCUUCCCCACAGUCAUCAGGCAGACCGGCACGGGGCUGUGCUCGAUGUCGGCGCGGGUGGCAGGGAUCAUGGCCCCGCUGAUCCGCCUCCUGGGCCAGUACCACCGGGCCAUCCCCAUGGCCAUCUUUGGGAGUGCCCCUGUGGUGGGGGGGCUGCUCUGCAUCCUGCUGCCCGAGACCCGUGGUAUCGACCUGGUGGAUGACACAGAGGGCGGCCACCCCCGAGCUGAGGUCUGUGAAAAUGCCAACAGCAGCUCUGAAAAUGAACACAUGCAAGGAAAAGAUGGUGGCCAAGACAAUGAGUACACGAAGACCACUCGCUUCUAGCUGAGCCUGCAAGUAGCUGUAGCUAAAGGCAACCUAGUGCUGUGCUAGGACAGGCAGGGUCUCCAUUUGCAGGACACCACCACCUCUGAAGCAGUCACUGCCAAUUCUUGGUUUUCCUUUUCUUUUUUUGCCUUCCUAUAUCUCCCUCUAUAGCUUGUCCUCAGGCACUGCAUGCUGUCUCUGGUGUUCAACAGUGCUCUCAAUGGAGAAAAGCUGAUGCUUUUCAUUUAAGGGAAAAAAGAAAGAAAUCAGAAAACAGGAUGGAGGCAACAUUUUCUCUUCCUUUUUCCUGUCCCAUCUCCAGGAAUGCGAGAUUGUAAACUUUGCCCAAGUGAGACACCUUCUAGAGCACUGACUAGCCUUGCAACAGAGUACUGUGCUCACUAAGAGAAAGCCAGAGCAGAUGCAGCACUGAAAAUAAUCUCACACUUGCAAGAAGGAGUGAUUUCUCCUGACUGUCUAGCAUGAUCUUCUCCCCCUCUCUUAAAAGCACUCCUUUUUAUUUUCUUUUUUAAAUUUGAGACACUCAGCUGAGAAAAAAAAAAGAUGCAAUGGAAGAUAGAGCAAGACGUGAGCAAGGAUGUCUAACAGGCAGCAGAAUUUUCAUCUUAGUGCUGGUGGCUUUGAAUUGAAGCAUGUCAUGAUGCUCUGUGCACAGAAGAUUGUGCUGUCGGGCUGUGGUGUAGGACCACAUUAAUUUGUCUGUUCCAGGAAACUGAGAGAUGUUGUGGCAAUUGGUCUUUUAGAGGAAAGCGCAUACCUUUCUGGGAACUCUCAGGUCUGUUCUACUCUGUUCUAGUCUAUUCCUUCUUGCUGUCUACAUGUUUUCCAUGGAUCCAAGUACCCCUCGGAUAUGCAGUUUGAUGAAGACAGAAUUUUAGAUAAAAUCAGUGACAUGAGACAAUGCCCCAUGAGGAGGGGCUGCCCGUGGUGCCAUCUUUUCUUUGGCACUGCUUUUUGAAGGAUUUGCUGUGGUGCUCCUCUUCAGUGGCCCUGAGCACAGAUGAGCUCAGCCCAUCGCCUGAGGGCACUCUUUCCUUGGCAAAAGCUGGGGGCUGCCUCCUUCGGGCUUUUAUGGAAAAUAAGGCAUUGAGGGUAAAGGCUGAGGGAAGAGCUUGGAGCAAAAUGCACAAUUAUUGAGUCAACCAUGACUUCUUUUGGGAAUUCUGCUCUGAGACUCUCUGUUUCAGCUCACUUCAUAAAUAAAGGUGUCCAAGCACA
Messenger RNA from Phalacrocorax carbo (great cormorant), 3137 nucleotides. NCBI's taxonomy places the organism in Eukaryota, Metazoa, Chordata, Aves, Suliformes, Phalacrocoracidae. The record is from RefSeq and is a predicted model, not a curated record.